UGAUGCCCAAAGACCCCAUUUUAAGAUGUGAUUUGACAGUAGGGAGAAGGGUUCUGUGCAACCUCAGGCAAGUAUGUAAGGUAAGAUGGAUGGAUCUGGUAAAAUAAUCUUAGGAGGGAAAAAUACUAACGAAAUUGUUCUUCAAUGAAAACAUGCAUAAAAGUUGGAAUCUGAACGUUAACUCUGCAACAUUUAUGCAAAUCAUAUCUGAAGAAAGAAUCCUGCUGUCUCAUAGAACUAAUCUGUCCUCUUCCACCAUCACUCAACCUCCAGCUGCAGAUAAGAUGGAUUUCCAGAAAAAGAAUGGCACAAGAAUCAACGAAUUCCUGUUGGCAGCCAUUUCUCCCACAUGGCAAUCCCAAGUUGCUCUUUUUGUGGUCUUUCUCCUAGUCUAUGCAACCACCAUCGUGGGAAACACCCUCAUAAUACUAACAGUGGGGUCUGCUCCCCAAUUACGCACCCCCAUGUACUUCCUGUUAGGAAAUCUGUCCUUCCUGGAUCUUUGCUACUCCACUGUCACAGCUCCUAAAAUGCUGAUAGACUUUUUGGUGGAGAAGAGAAGCAUCUCCUUUGAUGCCUGCAUGGCCCAGCUCUUUUUUCUCCACUUUGUAGGUGCUGCGGAGAUGUUUCUCCUCACCGUCAUGGCCUAUGACAGGUAUGUGGCCAUUUGCAAGCCUUUGCAUUAUCCUAGUAUCAUGAAUAGGCAGCUCUGUAGUUGCCUUGUAGCAGCCUCCUGGAUGGGUGGUUUAAUUCAUUCUACGGUCCAGACCAUCCUCACCAUGAGGUUGCCCUUCUGUGGGCCCAACUGGGUGGACAAUUUCUUCUGUGAUGUGCCACCUGUCAUUAAACUGGCUUGCACCAACACAUAUGUCAUCGAGCUCCUCAUGGUCUCCAACAGUGGCCUUAUCUCCACUGGCUGUUUUAUCAUCUUGUUGACCUCCUACACCACCAUCCUGAUGAAGAUACGUUCUCCUGAUGGGCGCCGCAAAGCUCUCAGUGUCUGCGCUUCCCACCUAACCGUGGUGACCUUGUUCUUUGGACCUUGCAUCUUCAUCUACGCUCGUCCUUUCUCCACUUUCUCAGUGGACAAACUGGUCUCCCUCCUUUACAAUAUUAUUACUCCUAUGUUGAAUCCCUUGAUCUACACUUUGAGAAACAAAGAUGUGAAGAUGGCCAUGAGCAAACUGAGAAGCAAGGAAAUGAUUGUUAACAGAGAUGGGAAAUAAGUGGGAAAAAUUCUUUCUCUUUCCUUACUUUACAUUAAUUUGUACAUUUUUCUCACUGAUGACUAUUGCAGCACCACGUGGUCCUGUGGAUCAAAAUUCAGAUGCUUGGCAGCUGACUCAUAUUUAUGAUUGUUGCAGUUUCCUGGGGUCAUGUGAUCACCUUCUGUGACCUUCUGACAAGCAAAAACAAUGGGGAAGCCGGAUUCACA
This is a messenger RNA of Crotalus tigris (Tiger rattlesnake), 1435 nucleotides long. RefSeq names its product olfactory receptor 4Q2-like. The transcript is spliced from 2 exons. Gene Ontology annotation, cellular component: membrane. The record is from RefSeq and is a predicted model, not a curated record. NCBI's taxonomy places the organism in Eukaryota, Metazoa, Chordata, Lepidosauria, Squamata, Viperidae. Gene Ontology annotation, molecular function: olfactory receptor activity; G protein-coupled receptor activity. The coding region runs from base 153 to 1226 and encodes 357 amino acids. Gene Ontology annotation, biological process: G protein-coupled receptor signaling pathway.